Messenger RNA from Orbilia oligospora ATCC 24927, 423 nucleotides. RefSeq lists its product as uncharacterized. Bases 1 to 423 code for a protein of 140 amino acids. The transcript has 3 exons. Lineage: Eukaryota; Fungi; Ascomycota; Orbiliomycetes; Orbiliales; Orbiliaceae. The record is from RefSeq and is a predicted model, not a curated record.
AUGGCGGCGAAUGGUGUGAACCUUACCCGGUUACUCGAAUUCUCUGAGCGGGAUGAAUUAGUGCGUAAAGCUGGACUAUUGCCUAUUGUGAUACCUGAGGAUAUCUUGAGGGACCAGGUACUAAACCCUAACUACGUCCCCAAAGACCUCCCGACCCAACUACUGGUCAUCACCUGGUUAUGCAUCUUUAUCCCGCUGGUAGGCGUGGUACUCAGAUUUCUGGCAAGAUUCGGAACUGCAACACGUCUUGGACUUGACGACUGGUUUUCGGCGAUAACAUGGGUCGUGGCUGCAGCAUUCGGAUCGACUACUAUACUAGCGGCCAAAAUGAGUGGGAUAGGACGACAUAUCUGGUUUGCUACUGACGGAGAACUCGACUUUGGGUAUAUGCCUAUGGAAUCACCUCAUUCUUCCUUCACAUGA